AGGAGGUGAAAAACGUACACAACCAAGAUGGCGUCCGCCGGCGAGGCAACGGUGAAUGCUUCACACGUGGGGAAAAAGAAGAAGGUAAACACGUUAAACAGUUGCAAGAGGGCAUCCUUUUGUAAAACGUUUGGUUUCACUACUUGAUUAAUAUUUGCGCGUUGUUUAUUGAGGUUAAAUCACACAAUUUAGUAUUAGCAAAGGUGGACUAGCAUCUUGCUGCUAACGACAGUACCGUCUGUACGAGGCGAGAUUAAGAAAAAUCCAUAAGAGUCUGUCUUUUCGUUGAUUUAUUUAUGUAAUAUUCAUUUGUGUUUGUGUUUCUGUCUUUCAGAGUGCUGCUCGUUAUUGGGAAAACCCGCAGGGAGAAAGCAAAGAUGAAAACAAGGAUGUAGAAGAUGGAGAUCAGACAGAAACUACAGAGAAAGUGGAUCAGAAAAAGACUCAAGAAGCAAAGAAAAGAAAACAAGAAGAAAAUGACAUGGCUGGGAAGAAAUUUAUAUCAGGGGUAAGACUCUUUACUGACCCACAAGUGCUCAUUUUCAGCAAAGUGUGACAUCGCAGAGACUUUUACUUAUUUGUAUCAUUCUGCAAUAACCAAAUAUUUAAAGAUAUUACCCUAACUCCCACUACUAAGUCUCUGUGAAUAUUCAAGGUGAGAUGUACAUGAAAAUAAUUAGCUAUCACCACCUAUAAGAUAGUGUUUCAAGACCAAAUUAUGCAUUUAUUCUAAUUCAUAUUAGUGCACAGUUAUCUUCUAAAAUACAACCCUAUUGUGCAAAACAUCAAAUUGUGUGACAGAUUGCGUCACAGCAAGUGGUCAACACGUGUUUUUUGUCAUGAUCAAUACUGAUGAUUUUGAUGCCAGCUGGCUUGUGGCUGAUGCAUGUUACUAUUAUUCUGUUGAUCAAAUUUAACGACUAAAUAACUGAAUUAAAUGGAAACAAAGUUGCUGAACUAAAAUGCACAUUUCAGUAAUAAAUAGAAAAGUAUGUGGAAUUCCUGUCCAGCUUCCUGUAACGUUUAAUAAAGAAUAAAAAGUGGGUGAAUAUUUGAGUAAGUAAAAGACCUCAAAGUCGUUUGUUUUUCUUGCACGCUGCAGUUACAAAACACAGUUAUAUUUUCCAGUAACAUAUCUUAGAUGGAUUUGUAAUUCAUUCAGGAAAAAGAGAAAUACCUCGGGUUGUGUAAUAGAUUUAAGAGCAUGACUGAUAUUUUUACGGUAUAAGUAACAUUUAUCUGCAAUAUUCUACACAUAAAAACAAACUUGAUAUCUAAAAAGUAACCAGUUAACGUAGAUUUGAUAUGCUGUCAUGAAGGGAGAGGGAAAUAGAUUUAAAAAGAUGAUAUCAGUUUUGUGAGGCAUCCACAAAUGCCAAUUAUUAAAAAUUUAGUUAAUCAGCCUGAUUACUCAUCCAGCCGUUUAAUUAGUCUAUUUCUGAAUUUUACCCAUGAUAUAGUGCCCAACAAUGUAAAAAAAAAAGUGUAUUUAUGAUUGAUAUUCUCACUCUGUCAGAAAUCAGACCCUUUUCCUGGGCCUGCUCCUGUUCCAGAGGACCGAAUUCAGAAGUUCAAGAGGAAAAACAAAAAUAAAAUGGUAAGCAACCAAGUGUCUUCUUUUUAUCAUUUCCGUCAAAUUUGAAGAGACUACACUUUGCAGCUAGCUAACAUUUCAUCUUUCAAUCAUUCCCUCUUAGCCAAGACCUCAUCCCAAACUGAGAGACAUAAUCAGACAAUCAGAUAAGGCUUCAGAGAUGUCCCAGGAACAAGCUGCCCGCUUUGAUCUCCUCCUCCCAGAGGAUGCUGGGUAAUGUCCUUCAAAAACUACGUGCUACUGUGUGAAUCAGCGAUGAUGAUGAUGAUGAUGUUCUAACCGUACAAAUCCUACUUUGAUUGUAGUCUGAGAGCCAGAUUGUUAAUCUUUCCUUUCCUACCUCAGGUUUCUUGAAGGUGAUGAAGGUGAAGACACGUGUAUGAUCUCACAGGAAGACAUUGCCAAUGCUGUGGAUAUAACAUCUGGGGCAAAGGUGAGACACUGACUCAGAUGGUGAAGAUGAUUUCAGUCCCACUCCUGAUGGAUGAAGUUAUCUUUUUUUUUUAAUUUUGCUGGGCACGCGUGACACUGCAGGUUUGUAUAUCUUUGAGACAAAAAUAGCAAGGUUCAGGGAAUGUGUGAUUCACAAUAACUGACCAGGGAACAUUAAAAGCACAAGUUGUUCCCAACUAGUUUACUUAUAAAGGAGUAAUAUGGGAUAAAAAGUUCUCACUUCCUCACCCCAUGUUGUGUUUCUCUCGUUGUUUGCAGGUAGAAUAGUUUUCUCUAUCUUAAGAAAUGUUAUAUUUAAAUAAAUGCUAAUUGUGUGAAACUUGAUUGUCAUAAUUGUGGGAGUCAGUCAUAAGCAGGAGGUGCCAGACAGUUUUUUGGAUUAUCUUGAAAUUGGAUUGUUGCUGUUGUUGCUCUGAUUUAUUUAUUUGUGUAUUUUUAUUUUCAACCACCUCUCUAGCAUUUUAACCUGAAACUGUCCCAGUUUGGACCAUACCGUGUGGAUUACAGCAAGACUGGACGGUCAGUAUCAUACUCUCCAUAUUGAAAUAGGUUUAUCUUUGAGUGUCUUACAUGUAACUCAUCCAUCUUUAUAUAUUAGAUAAUUUAAUUGAAUAUAAUUAAAGACAACAGAUAUAGUUUAUUAAUUUACAGGAAGACCACCGUGGCUAGUGAUAUGAGUUAGCUUGCCCAGCAUUAAAAAAGCCCAGAUAGUUUAAUAAGAAUAGUUUUGACACUGAUAGUUGGUAUGUGAACCAGCAUUUUCUCAAAUUUUUGACUAAAUAGAAAAUAAAUUUGCAUUAGAUUCCACCAGGGUGGACAUUUUCACUUAUACUGCCUGACAGAGCCUCUUAUCCUCACAGUCUUCACUACCAAGGCUUUAUUUGAUGCACACCUCGUUGCCUGUCCCGUGCUCUUUUUCAUUUUUCACUGCUCCAUAUAUUUGUGUCACAUCAAGCAUAGCUCACACCGCAAACACAGAUGUCCGCUUGUAAAGGGACUUGAAACAGAGGAGAGCCAUUAGGGACGUUUCACUUACACUUAUGCUCCUUAUUCUGGGACAGGUCAGACUGAGGCUGAUGAUACACAAACUCAGCAGACACUCAUAAAUCAUCAUUACAUUAUCAAUUUAGAGUCUGCGUGGGUCCACUUGAUGCACAUUUUUGUUUUUAACAGUGACGCACUUGAAAAUAGAUGCAUAAGAGCCCUUUAUCUGAGAAGGACUGCAGGCUUUGGUGACAUUUAAUAGAAAGUUGUUUUAGAGUUUUGACAUUAUAACGUGUGAAAGUUGUAAACAGUGUGUCCUCUUCAUUUCAGUCACCUGCUGAUCGGUGGAAGACGAGGCCAUAUUGCUUGCCUUGACUGGCAGUCCAAACAGCUGAUGUGUGAGAUAAAUGUGAUGGAGUCCGUCAAUGAUGUAAAGUCAGUAAAGUCAUCCUGCUUUGGUUUUACCAUCAUGCUGUACCUUCCAUAAUAGCGAACAGUCUUCUCAAACAAUAUGUUUCUAAUCUCUUCUUCAUUCAGGUGGCUUCAUAGUGAAAGCAUGUAUGCAGUGGCUCAGAAGAAGUGGCUGUAUAUCUAUGACUCCCGUGGAAUAGAGCUUCACUGCAUCCGAAAAUUCAACGAUGUCCUCCGCAUGCAGUUCCUCCCUUACCACUUUCUGCUCGCCACAGCAGUGAGUUCAUUCGUACCCUUGUUUGAAGCUUUGAUCACACAAGUCUCAUUUUAUUUUCCCUCAUUUAGGUGGAGGUAUUAUCCGUUAAUCAUUGAGCUCUGACAAACUUCAAACUCGUCUGUCUUCUCUUCAGAGUGCGACAGGUUUCCUACAGUACCUCGAUGUGUCCGUGGGGAAGGAGGUAGCGGCCAUCUGCACCAAGACUGGCCGUAUUGAUGUGAUGUGCCAGAAUCCCUAUAACGCCAUCAUCCACCUUGGCCACCACAACGGCACGGUCAGUCUGUGGUCGCCCAAUCAGAAAGAACCUCUCGUCAAGAUGCUCUGUCACCAGGGCAACGUGCGCUCAGUCGCUGUCGACAAGUCGGGCACGUGAGUCACCUUUAAAACUUGGAGAAACAUGGAUGUCAGAUUUUAUGCAUCGAGGGAAGCUGUUGAUAAUGAUCUAUAUAAUAUGUUCUCAGUAUUUCCAACAGUUUGUCAGAGUACAUAAUUCACUUCAUUCUCAAGGAGUGUUAUAACACAAUAUUCAACAGAAUAUACUGCAUAAUGUGUCUACAACUUUACACAUAAUUCCUAAAAUAAAGUCAGAACAGAUGGCUUUCAAGUGUUUGUUGAGCAUUAACCUGCAGUUCCCUCAGUGUCCACCAGAGAGCAACCUUUUCCCCCUCUCCUCUUCUGGCAGAUACAUGGUGACAUCUGGAAUGGAUAAAAAACUGAAGGUGUACGACAUUAGAGCCUUCAAGCCUCUCAAGUCUUACUUCCUUCCUGCCGGGGCUUCCUGUUUGUCGCUGAGCCAGAGGGGGCUGCUGUCUGCCGCCACAGGAGACAUAGUUCAGGUCACUAUUACCUCUACACAGCAUGAAUAGUGGUUUGACUUUAAAAGUCCUUCUCGAGUACAGGAAGUGACACAUAUUCAGCAUCGAGUAAGGUCGGAAAAAAUCACACAGGAAAAAGCGGUGAAACAUAUCCACCACACACAGGAUGUUAUACUUAAAAUCCUCAUAAUACUGAUUCAAGCCUGUCAUAUUUGGGUGUCGUGUGUAUCUUAACUUUAAACCAGACCCACAUGUUUUACAUGAUACAACAUCUUGAUAGUGUCUUGAGCACUUGAACUAUGAGGAAGCAUGAGCCGCGGGAAAGAUAAUUAAUGCAGCGGUAAGGAGAACUUGUAGAACUUGUAUCUGAGAAAUGUGGUCAUAUGUUAAACAUACAUUAAACUUUUAGAAUGACAAAACCUCUCAGUUGAGGUGCUCCCUAAUAUUUUUCCCCUCCAUCCACAUGCACAAGAGAAGUGAUAAUUUAAGAGCACUUUCCAAUGUGAUGGACUUAACUGAACCACAGCCAUCCACAACAACUUGAGCAAUAAACAUCAGGUACAAUAUCCACCUUUAAAACUUCAAAGUGUCUGCAUUUCUUUAUCUCAAUCGAGGAGAAAACAGGUCAGAGCAAAGAGGAAAUAGAAGGUUUUUAUAUAUUUUUAAAAUAUCUUUCAACUUAUUUCAACAACUUUGGAGCAAUUUUUGUUGAACUUUUUUUGAAUUUUUGUUUGUAUGAAGUCAAGAACACAUGAGACAUUGAAGCUUUAAGGUCGAGAUUAUACUGCUGAAAUUGCUUUUGAUAAGCUGUUGUGUAAAUUACUUUAAUACCACUAAGAAAUAUGCUGAUAACAGUUUCUUCAAAAACCGUCUCUCUGCAGGUGUACAGGGACGUGUGGAGCACUCCAGUGACUAAACCCUACAUGGCUCACAGAGCUCAAGGAGCAGUUUGGGGGCUGCAGUUCUGCCCCUUCGAGGACGUCCUUGGUGUGGGGCAUGGAGACGGCUUCACCAGCAUGCUUGUACCAGGUUAAGCUUCAUUGUGUUUUAUACCCAAAUGUUACCCCUGGUUGGGGGCGCCACUUGAUCUCAGUUGGUGGGGCAGGCAUUCCAUGCACAGAAGCUACAGUUGCCAUAGCACCGGGCGUAGGAUUGAUUUGCGGUCCAUGACUCAUUUCCUCCCUAGUCUAUCUUUCCUCACUUCCUGUCUUUGUCAAGCUCUGAAGCACUACAAGUAAACGUAAAAAGCCCAGAGACUUUAAACCGUCCCUGCAGAAACGUCAGCCAUCUCCAGCUAUCAGGUCAUGAUUUACGUCAGACUCAAGUACUAUGGUGCGUUUGUAGAUCAUUAAACAUGUUCAACGACAUACCCUGAAUUUAUAUCUGAUCCAUACAGGUUAAUGAAAAACCUGUCCUCCUAACAGCCCAUGGUUAUCUGGUUUAUGGACGUUACUGUAGAUUUAGUGGACACAAAGGGUUGUUCUCACUGCAGUGAGCGCUCAGCACAUAUAAAGGCACUUUGAUAAGUACAGAUAAAGACGAACUUUAACCGGAUCAUAGAUUACACAGACAAUUCACCCUGAUAUCAGCAGUUUCAGCUACAGGUCUCGGUGCAAAUAUUUGGUUGAUGCAAAUAAAAUAUAGUCAGCUGCUCACAAAGGCAUUGGGCAACAAUGUUUGAUCAGGUCGUUUGUAGUGGAGGAACAAGACUCUGUAUUGUGCAGGAUUUUUUUUUUAGCAAUUUAUUCAGUAAAUAAACUCAUCUAUAUGUGGCAUAAUAAUUAAACCAAUUAUUAAAGCUUCAUAAUGGAGAACAAGUACAGGGCAGUCAGAGGAGUAAAGUCCUCCAGGAGCGGCUAUCUCUGAACUCUCUCUGUCUCUCUCCUGUCUUCAAUUUUGAACUCACAGGUGCAGGAGAGCCGAACUUUGAUGGUCUGGAUGCAAAUCCGUACCGUAGUGCAAAGCAGAGGCAGGAAUGGGAGGUUAAAGCCCUGCUUGAGAAGAUCCAACCAGAGCUCAUCAGCCUCGACCCUCAUGAGUUGGGACAGGUCGACCAAGCCUCCUUCAAGCAACGUCACCAAGACAGAGUCCAAGCUCUGGUUAGUGUCAGAAAGAGUCCUGUCAGUUAGAUGGCACAGUUGUGUUGUGACCGAAAGUAUGCUUACUCUGCAUGACUGAGAGGGGAAACACAUCAAGACCAUAUGAAUCCAACAAGAUAAGCAAGGGCAGAAACCAGCAGAGCAGAAGGUGGACCACACGAGCAAACUGGGCUGUCUCUGAGUCCAAGUUUACUAGCAUAUGACCAACUUGACUGGCAAACGCCUGACAACUGUUUGUUUUUCCAGUCACUGGGCAGGGAGGACUUUCUUGAGAAACAAGAAAGUCACAACAGGAAAGAAGUCAUGAACACAGCCUGCAGCUGUUCAGGCUAAUACCAACAUUUUGGAAAGUAGCUGCAGCAAAUCCACUACAUAAGACAAACCCACAAUACACAAUGAUCUCCCCUCCCCACCUCCAAUCUAUGAUACACUCAACACACGCAUAGCAUUUUCAACAAGAAGCCAAAGCAUGUGUUCAUAUUGACUUGAUGAAUCUCCAAAUGCCAGGAUAUUUGUCUAAAAACUGUGAAGUCUUGAUGGUGACAGUACUGUCCAAACAAUACCGAUUAUUUCAUCCCAGUUUAGUUGAAAAUAUGAUCCCGGUAAGCCUCGGUCACGUCACAAACCAGCUUGGCAUGAUGAUUAAAACAAGCUAAAAUUGGACAGUUUUGCUGCAUUGAGCAUGGACUUGCAUUUAUGUUGAUCCAGGAGGUAUCAGCAAAAUGUCGUUAUAAGAUCUAGAUCAGUAUUUUAAGUUCAUUUCAAAAGGAUGACCUCUGAUUGCAGUGAUUGAUUUUUUUUUUUUUUUUUCAAAUAUUUCAAACAACCCGCUGACGACACUUUUUGUUAUGGUUUCAGGGUUUUGAUCCACUUGCCACAGAGAAAUUCAUUCCCAGGCACAAGAAAAAAGGUCGCAGUUCCGCUGGAAAUAUUGAAAAACGGAAGAAACAAGUGGCUCACGAAGACCAGAGGGUAAGUAAAAGAAUAAAAAUAAAGAUUAUUGUGAUUUGUCUGCUUUAAUGUUUGGCUCACUUGUCUUGACUUCUUCUUUCUUAAGACUGUGAUCAGGAGAACCGUGGAGGACAAAAUGAAGAUCCAACAAGAGAGGGAGGCGAGAGAAAAGAAGGCGGCUGUGUUAUCCAGCCAGAAAUCUGCUUUGGACAGAUUCAAAAAGUAGAAAAGGAGGACCCUUUGUGCGACCAAAAACCCAGUGGAAUUCUGUGGGUGCGACCUUUGAACUUUAUUAGGAGGGAACAUUUUUUGGAACAUAGCUCGCCAUGGCUCGAACCAAACAACAGCAGGAAUACUGGAAGUAGUCUGUUAAAAGGGACUCUCUCUGAAGGGGGAGCAUUCAUCUGUGUUUGAGGUUGAGUGCUGUGCUAGGACAGUUCUACUCAAUGCCUGUAGCCUGAAGCACUCUCUGUCUGCAUGAGCGGAUAAUGUGAGGUGCCAUGGCUGCUGUGGGUGCAACUAUAUUUCACUCACCACUAACCUUGUGAAAUAUAGUUCUGCAAAAGCAAAACUGACUGUGUGUGAUCGUUUUUUUGUAUCACUAUGUAAAGAAAUAAAAAAUCAGUUGCCAAAC
Molecule: messenger RNA, 8218 nt
Organism: Xyrichtys novacula (pearly razorfish)
Lineage: Eukaryota; Metazoa; Chordata; Actinopteri; Labriformes; Labridae
Source: the annotation of a GenBank genome assembly